Molecule: messenger RNA, 4278 nt
Organism: Aspergillus calidoustus
Lineage: Eukaryota; Fungi; Ascomycota; Eurotiomycetes; Eurotiales; Aspergillaceae
Source: the annotation of a GenBank genome assembly
AUGUCUUCGCUCGAAGUGGAGGAUAAAGCCCUCCCUCACGAGUCCAGGGAGACCGUGGCCAGCAGAGACUCGGAUAGCGCAACCACUGUCUUGGGCGAUGAAUCCUCGACACCUACGCCCGACCCCAAUGCUAGCCGUGCCGACGGCUGGGCUCUCAUGCCCCAAGUGAAACAACAAAAUGAACGUCAGAUGCAAUCAGGGUUCAAGCGCCAGGAAUUGGGAGUCACAUGGCAGAAUCUGAAUGUGGAGGUCGUCAGUGCCGAAGCUGCAGUGCAGGAGAACUUCUUAUCGCAAUUCAAUGUGCCGCAGCUGAUGAAAGAGUCUCGCAACAAGCCGCCUCUUCGGACAAUCCUCCGCGACAGCCACGGCUGUGUCAAGCCAGGAGAGAUGCUCUUGGUUCUUGGCCGACCGGGAUCCGGUUGCACGACCUUGCUGAAGAUGCUCGCCAAUCAACGCCUCGGAUACAAGUCGGUUUCUGGAGACGUUAGGUACGGCUCAAUGACAGCGGAGGAAGCUGACCAAUACCGCGGCCAGAUUGUGAUGAACACUGAAGAAGAGCUGUUCUUCCCCAGUUUGACUGUGGGUGAGACCAUGGACUUUGCCACGCGGCUCAAGGUUCCGGCUCGUAUGCCCAAUGGGGUCGAGUCUCCAGAGGCCUACCGUGAAGAGACGAAGAAGUUCUUGCUCGAGUCUAUGGGCAUCUCACAUACUGUUGAUACAAAGGUCGGAAACGAGUAUGUCAGAGGUGUUUCUGGUGGUGAGCGCAAGCGUGUCUCCAUUAUCGAAUGUCUUGCCACCCGUGCAUCAGUCUUCUGCUGGGAUAACAGUACCCGAGGUCUUGACGCCAGUACUGCCCUCGAGUGGACCAGGGGUAUUCGUGCGUUGACUGAUGUUCUCGGAUUGAGUACUAUUGUCACUUUGUAUCAGGCAGGCAAUGGUAUAUACGACCUUUUCGACAAGGUCUUGGUUUUGGACGAGGGAAAGCAGAUCUACUACGGACCUAUGACCCAAGCCAGGCCCUACAUGGAGGCCCUCGGAUUCGUCUGCCGUGAGGGAUCCAAUGUUGCAGAUUUCUUGACCGGUGUUACUGUGCCCACGGAACGCAAGAUUCGGCCAGGUUUCGAGGCGCGCUUCCCCCGGAAUGCGGAUGCUAUGUUGGAAGAAUACAACAAGUCCGUGGUGAAAUCAAACAUGGUCAGAGAAUAUGAUUAUCCUGACUCUGAAACCGCGAAGCGCUGUACCGAAGAUUUCAAAGUUUCCGUCGCCGAGGAGAGGGCAAAGCAGCUCCCCAAGAAUAGCCCCUUCACGGUUGACUUUAUCCACCAAGUGAAGGCUUGUAUAAAUCGCCAGUAUCAGAUCCUCUGGGGAGAUAAAGCUACCUUUAUCAUCAAACAAGUUUCAACCCUCAUUCAGGCACUUAUCGCAGGAUCUCUCUUCUAUGAUGCCCCUAACAACUCUGCCGGACUCUUUGUCAAGUCUGGUGCCCUAUUCUUCGCACUUCUCUACAAUUCCCUUCUUGCAAUGGCUGAAGUCACCGAAUCAUUCCAAGGACGACCAGUCCUUAUCAAACACAAGUCAUUUGCAUACUUCCACCCCGCAGCAUUCUGCAUAGCACAAAUCGCGGCAGAUAUUCCCGUUCUUCUCUUCCAAGUCAGCAUCUUUUCAAUCGUCCUGUACUUCAUGGUCGGGCUUGAGAUGACCGCAGCGGCGUUCUUCACAUUUUGGAUUAUCGUGUUUGCUACUACAAUGGCCAUGACUGCUGUCUUUCGGGCGGUAGGAGCUGGUUUCAAGACUUUCGAUGAUGCGUCCAAGGUUUCCGGCUUCUUGAUUUCUGCCCUGAUUAUGUACACAGGUUACAUGAUCCGGAAGCCAGAGAUGCAUCCUUGGUUUGUCUGGAUCUAUUGGAUUGACCCUUUGGCGUAUGGUUUCGACGCCCUGCUCUCAAACGAAUUUCAUGGAAAGACUAUCCCAUGCGUACUUACAAACCUUGUCCCCAGUGGGCCGGGCUACGAGAAUGCCACCACCCAGUCCUGCACUGGUGUUGGGGGUGCCGUUCCCGGUAGGAACUAUGUUUUGGGUGAUGACUAUUUGAACUCGCUUUCAUAUGAUCAUUCUCACGUCUGGCGCAACUUUGGUAUCCUCUGGGCCUGGUGGGCUCUUUUCGUUGUUCUAACUAUCAUCGCAACGAGCCGAUGGAAGGGCGCUUCGGAGAAUGGGCCAUCGCUGCUGAUUCCUCGUGAGACCGUGGAAAAGCAGCGCCAAAACGUGCACCGUGAUGAGGAAUCCCAGCCAACCGAGAAGGGUACCAAGAAGCUACAAGAUGAAGGUUCGCAGGAUCAAAGCGAUAUUGACAACCAGCUGGUCCGCAACACAUCCGUCUUCACGUGGAAAGAUCUUUCUUACACUGUCAAGACCCCGUCUGGUGACCGUCAGCUCCUUGACCAUGUCUAUGGAUGGGUGAAGCCUGGCAUGCUUGGUGCUCUUAUGGGAUCAUCCGGUGCCGGGAAGACCACAUUGCUCGAUGUUCUCGCCCAGAGGAAGACAGCUGGUACUAUUCAAGGCCAGAUUCUUGUCGAUGGUCGACCAUUGCCCGUCUCCUUUCAACGAUCUGCUGGUUACUGUGAGCAGCUUGAUGUACAUGAACCCUAUGCAACCGUUAGAGAAAGCUUGGAGUUCUCUGCUUUGCUCCGACAGCCGCGCACCACACCCCGGGAGGAGAAGCUGAAGUAUGUCGACACCAUCAUUGACUUGUUGGAACUGCAUGAUAUUGCCGACACUCUUAUCGGUCGUGUGGGCGCUGGUUUGAGUGUUGAACAACGCAAGCGUGUCACAAUUGGUGUGGAACUUGUUUCCAAACCCAGCAUUCUCAUCUUCCUGGACGAACCGACCUCGGGUCUCGAUGGCCAAUCUGCCUAUAACACCGUACGCUUCCUUCGCAAGCUGGCUGAUGUUGGCCAGGCUGUGCUAGUCACGAUUCAUCAGCCAUCGGCCCAAUUGUUCGCAGAAUUCGAUAGCUUGCUGCUUUUGGCCAAGGGCGGAAAGAUGGUCUACUUUGGUGACAUUGGUGACAAUGGCUCUACUGUCAAGGAAUAUUUCGCUCGCCACGGAGCCCCUUGCCCUCCAAAUGCUAACCCUGCUGAACACAUGAUUGAUGUCGUCUCUGGCACUCUUUCGCAAGGCCGCGAUUGGAAUGAGAUUUGGAAGGCUUCCCCGGAGCACACGAAUGCGCAGCAGGAACUCGACCGGAUUGUUAGUGAUGCAGCUUCUAAGCCGCCUGGGACCGUUGAUGACGGCCACGAAUUCGCUAUGCCCCUCUGGGAGCAAACCCUGAUCGUCACUAAGCGCACAUGUGUCGCUGUCUAUCGAAACACUGACUACGUGAACAAUAAACUCGCACUACACAUUGGGUCUGCCAUCUUCAACGGUUUUUCAUUCUGGAAGAUGGGUGAAUCUAUUGGAGAACUUCAAUUGAAGCUCUUUGCUCUGUUCAACUUUAUCUUCGUUGCCCCUGGUGCCAUUGCUCAGCUUCAGCCCCUCUUCAUUGAACGCCGUGACAUCUACGAUGCUCGCGAAAAGAAAUCCCGCAUGUACUCAUGGGUUGCCUUCGUGACUGGCCUUAUUGUCUCUGAACUUCCCUACCUGGUCCUCUGUGCGGUGCUCUAUUUCGUUUGCUUCUACUACCAGACCGGAAUGCCCACAGAGUCCGACAAGGCCGGUGCUGUCUUCUUCGUCAUGCUCCUCUACGAGGGUCUCUAUACUGGAAUCGGCCAGUUCAUCUCCGCCUACGCCCCCAACGCCGUCUUCGCCACCCUCACCAACCCCCUUGUCAUCGGAACUCUUGUCUCAUUCUGUGGUGUCCUCGUCCCCUAUGCCCAGAUCCAGGAGUUCUGGCGCUACUGGAUCUACUGGAUGAACCCCUUCAACUACCUCAUGGGCUCCCUGCUCACCUUCACCGUCUUCGACGUCGACAUCAAAUGCCGCGAGCGUGAAUUCGCAACAUUCGACCCGCCAAAUGGAUCGACCUGCGCUGAUUACCUAUCCACCUUCAUGCAAGGCAUGGGCGCCCGCUCGAAUCUGAUCAAUCCCGAAGCCACCGAAGCCUGCCAGGUUUGCCAGUAUACCCGCGGAAGCGACUACCUGUACGGCCUGAACCUGUUGGAUUACUACUACGGGUGGCGCGAUGUCGGCAUCAUUGCCAUCUUCGUGUUCAGCAGUUAUGCUCUUGUCUAUGGGCUCAUGAAGCUGCGCACGAAGGCUUCCAAGAAGGCGGAGGAUUAG